Messenger RNA from Trypanosoma theileri, 1800 nucleotides. Its product is annotated as phosphatidylethanolaminen-methyltransferase-lik e protein. The record is from RefSeq and is a predicted model, not a curated record. Lineage: Eukaryota; Euglenozoa; Kinetoplastea; Trypanosomatida; Trypanosomatidae. Gene Ontology annotation, molecular function: phosphatidylethanolamine N-methyltransferase activity. Bases 1 to 1800 code for a protein of 599 amino acids. The transcript has a single exon. Gene Ontology annotation, biological process: phosphatidylcholine biosynthetic process.
AUGUCAGCCGAAAGUCAGGGUAGUGGCUCUGAUGAGAGGGAGUGUAGUGCAGUAGCUAUUGGGAUUUUACCUGAUGGAACUCGUUUUUGUGUUCCAGAGACUAUGUCUGUUAUGAGUUCUUUAUUAAGAAAACGAUCAUGGAGGAGUCCUGCAACUAUUCUAUGGAUUUUUUUAUGGAUUUCUACUGCUUUAACAUACUGGCUUUUCUUUGCAGGGUUUCUACCGAAAUGGUUUUUUUGCCUCCAGUUUGUAAUAUGGCGACUCAUGUACAAUGUUGGCCUCGGUGUAAUUUUGUACCGACAGUCGAAUCAGGGAGGUUUUCUCUCAUUUUUUCGCCGAAUAGUCAAACAGAAUCCUGCGUUAAUACGUGGAUUGGAGUCGUCUAUUGUUUUUGAAUCUGAGGAUACAGUAUAUAAAAUUGAACAAUUUCCUGAUGAGUUUAAUGCCUGGAUGCUUUUUCGAAUUAUUGUAAAUAUUAUUUUAGCGAAUGAUCUAGUAUCGUAUAUUGUUUUGUCGAUUGUAUACUGUGAACCAGUAGACCUUGCAUCUCCGAGAGACAUCUUUUCCUUUCUCAUUGGAUUAUGCUCUAUCGUAUUUGCACUUUGGAGCAAAACGGAUGCACAUCGUGUAAUAGGUGACUACGCCUGGUAUUGGGGUGAUUUUUUCUUUUUGUUAGACAAGGAUUUAGUGUUUGAUGGGAUUUUUCAAAUGUUUCCACAUCCCAUGUAUACUGUGGGGUAUGCUUUUAUGUACGGUGUCCCACUUAUGGCGAAAUCCUACACAUUAUUUUAUUUAAGUAUUUUUGGUCAUCUCUCUCAGUUGCUUUUUCUCGCACUUGUGGAAAAUCCACAUAUUGAUCGCACAUACAAUGUGAUGCGAUCUCGAACUAAUGAUGAUAUUCUUCGAGAUGAUAUUCUUUAUGAUGAAGAGGAAGGAUUUCUGCACCGUAAUGAACUCAUUCUACUGAGGCGUUUUUCCCCUUUUCGAGCCAAAGACUUUCUUUUGGCAAUCCUUAUUCUUUACUCAUUGCUUCUCAUUAUUAUUCCUACUCCAUGGUGGCUUCACGCUUCUCAACACAUAUUUUGGCGUCUAUUUCUUAAUGCUAUACUUGGACUUGUGUUACACAGAGAAGUUUGCCACAAUAAAUGGUUUUCUAAUCAUUACAAAACUCUUCAAGAAGCUUUUUCUAACUGGAGAACGUUAUAUAAUACAGGAGUUACUAUGACUAACAUCUCUUAUAUUUUAUGUGCUAUUCGUUAUUUUUCAUGGGAUAUGUUUUUUUUUGAUACUGUAGAAUCACGUAUUUUUAUUAUGGUGGUUGGAAUACUUCUUCUUGGUAUUAAUGUUUAUGUUAGUCUUGGUAUUUAUGAAGCUAUUGGUGAUUUUGGAUACUUUUACGGAGAUUUUUUUAUCGAUAGUGUUCCAUCAAAACUUACAUACAACGGUAUCUACCGCUACCUUAACAAUCCAGAUUCAUCUUUGGGAAUGUCAGGGUACUACGGUGUUGCUUUAAUAUCUGGUAGCCCCACUGUUCUCUUUUUAGCGUUGUUUUCGCACACAUGCACAAAAGCGUUUGAGUUGCUUGUUGAAAAACCUUAUGUAUUAAGACGGUACGGUAAGGAGGUUCGCAGCCUUAGCGGUCUUGAACAAGAGAUAAAGCGAAAAAUGAAUAAAGUGAAGGAAGAGUACGAAAGAAGAGUACAAGAAUUGAAGCAAAAAUUGGAUAAACAGAAACAAAGCUACGAAAAACUUCGGGAGAUCGUUAUGACGCGACGACGUAAAAGAGACAAGGAUGAUUAG